AUGGCUCAAGAAAACGAGUCGCUGCAUCCAGAGAUGCAGGAUAGCCUCAAUCUGGGGGAAGGGCCAAUAGAGGUGGACGUGGCACCUGUUGGACAACUCCCUGGCCUUGCUGCUGAUGGGGGAGCUCUAAGCGGCGUCACCAUCAAUGAGGUUGACGAGGCGGAGAUGGCGCGUAUCACGGCAGCAAUUGGUCAACCAGAAAUUCUGGAUGAUUUAGUGCCUCCAGCGACGCUGGGCACUGUUACGGUGCAGCAGGUACCGGCGUCGAGGGCGGCCGCGGCAGCUGCUGCUGCGGCACAGCAGCAGGUUGCGGCGUUGCAGCAGCAACAACUGCAGCAGCAACAGGCUGUUGCGGCUGCAGCCCAGCAGUUGAGGCAGCAGCAGCAACAGCAUGGGAGCGCUGCUUUGUCGUCGGCUGCGGGGGCAGCCCCGCGUGCGGUGCCAACGGGACAGAAUGAAAGAUGGCGCUUGUACUUACCCCACGUGGAGAGGUUGCUCGAUGCGGAGGGUAUUUUGUUGCUGCGGCAGACCUGUCGCCUGCUCUGCAAGCACAAGUAUCGACCUGCGGAUGGGGUGUUGUCUUUCGGAAUGUUUCGAGGAGUUGACGCACGCAUCUUGAUGGAGCAGGUGGUGCCGCUGGCUUGCAAAGCUGUGCACCCAGAGGUACGGGCUGCGGGUCUUUCUCUUGACUUCAGUGGUUGCUCUCUCCUGAAAGAUGCAUCUGUAGCUCGAUUGAUGGACGUGCUGCACGGCCGGAAGGAAGACAACAUUAUCGGCGGAGUUCUUAAGAGCCUCUGCCUUGAUUUUUGCUAUGAAGUGACAAAUAAGGGAUUGGCGGCACUGCUGACUACACACCUCCCUUAUUUGGAACGACUCUCGCUCCGAUGCGCAAGGAGCAAUGAAUUGACCUUCACAAACGUAGCCACGGACUUCUCAGCAGACAACUGGCCCAAUUUGCUGCAUUUUGACGCGUCGUUCACUAACAUGAGACUGGACGCAGCUACGGUCUUAGCCGAUUGCCUCUUGGGGAAUGCAGCGGCAGUUAACAAGCGGCACAGGAAGGACUACGAGAGAAAGCUUCAGGAGGAGAAGCAACUGCGCCGGCUGUUACAUCAGCAGGAGAAGGAACACGUGCAGCACAUGGAACAAGCGAGGUCUCUGAAGGAGCAGCACGCUGCAGUUGCGGAGAGGCUGCAACAGCAGCAGGCACUGCUAGAGGAGAAGGAAAGGGCAUUGGAGAAUCAGCUGCAGCUGGAACCGAUUCAAGUUGACGGCGAAGCUCCAAGCGAUCAGCCAGAGGAUCCUGAACAGUGCGCUGUGCGGGCACAGCGAGAGCUCGUGUUGCGCCUGCGGCAACAGCUGGAGUCGCUUGCGGCAGCAGUGGCAGCAGGGGAGGGAGCCGCAGUGGCAUGCCAAACUGCCAUUGAGCACACAACAGCAGCUGCUGAUGCAGCGGGUCUUGCUGCAGCUGAAAGCCUCGCAGCUGCUGAGGAGGAGGAAAAGCACCCCGUUGUGGCAUCGCUCGAAAUUGUGGGUUCUCUUGCAUCCAAGUGCCUCCUUUCAAAGGUUGGGAUGGAGACGCACUACCGCUCUUUCUGUCAUGCAGUGAAGCUCGGUCUGCAUGAUCAGAUCUCAUCGCUGACGAAGGUUGUGCAGAAAGAGUUUACGGAACUAUGUGCCUCGGCUCCUUACCGGGGCAGCUCGCUGCUAACGCUUCAAGCGAAGCGUGGCAGCGAGCUGCUGGUCAAUGCGCCAUUUGUUGUGGACACGUCAGAAGAUGGCGGAGUCAAUGUGCUUACGCUUCCUGUCUCGAUUGCCAUACAAACUCAGGACCAGGAAACUUUGAAAGUGCUGAUUAAACGAGGAGCGCAAAUCGACGUGUGUGAUUAUUUGGGAAAGUCACCGCUCCUGCGGGCCUGUGAAGCAUCGCGACUAGAUCUUGUGGAGGCGCUUCUUGACCUCGGCGUUUCCCCGAAUCCGCAUGAUCUUCGCUGUGCCCACUUUCCGCUGCAAACGGCAAUCCGGCGCAAUGACGCGGAGAUAGUCAAGCGUUUGCUUGCUCGAGGCGCGGCGCUGGAUGUGAAGUGCCCAGGAGUACGCACGUAUAAGAGCGCUCUGUGUGUAGCUUGUGAGGUCAAUUCGCCAGAGAUCAUUAGUAUCAUCUUGAAGGCUGGAGGGGACCCGAACUCCCGUGGCCAUAAUUCGUACACACCUACAUUGAUGGCAUAUCAGUUGAACCCGAAGUGGCUGCCUCUCUUCCUGGAAGCUGGUGCAGGCGCCGAGAAGGGGAAGAGAUGGGUAUUGACCGAUGUGCUGAGUUGCGCUGUGGCGAAAAAUGACGUUGAGAGCAUUGGUUUAUUGAUUGACAAGUACCCAGACCUCAUGAACCGCACGCAUCCGCUGUGGUCCAAGCCUCUUCUACAGGCUGCAAAACAGGGACGUGUCCAGGUGCUGGAACUGCUGCUCGCUAGUGGAUGCAACGUGGAUGCUCGAGGCGAGGGCGGCCAGACGGCCUUAUUGGCUGCAACAGAGGAAGGACUAGGGAGUUGUGUUGAGCGUUUGAUUGACCACGGUGCAGAUGUCAACAAAGCCAACUUUGAAGGAAUGACUCCGCUGAUUGUAGCAUGCAUGGAAAACCACGAAGACAUGGUCAAUUAUUUCUUAGAUCAUACGCAAGAGCCGUACAGAGUGAAGGUGCACCCGAACAGUCUUCAGCAACAGCCGCAUCUGCAGGUAGUGGAAAACGCUCAAGGGGAGAAGGCGUGUGAAGGAAAGUGGAUCCUCGCAACGCAAACUCAAGUCCUUGAUUGCAACAAAGCGGAAAAAACUGAGGGGGAGACCCCUUUGCUUGUGUGCAUUCGACUGAGAAACGACAAAAUUGCCAAAACUAUCUUGAAAAAAGCCAAGUCCAUCGAUCUGGAAGCAAAGGAUUCGCAAGGGCGCACUGCGUUGCUUGCUGCUUUAUUUUUUGGCCAGUAUUCUGUGGCUGCAACGCUGAUGGAAAUGGGGGCGGACGUAAUGACCCAAGAUGAAGCUGGGAACACAGCAUUAGCCAUCGCGAAUGAGCGGUUGCUGACCCCCGGCAGCGACAAGCGCGUUUUGCGUCGAUUCCUGCGUCUGUACCGGAGCCGAGACACGUCACGACGCCAUGCAUCUUCUAGUGGUAUGCUGCAGUCGAUGUUGAGUGCGCUGCGGGAUGAGGGGGGCAGCAGCUCCCACGUGGAGUCUGACUCUGGGAGCGGAGGAGAGGGCGCUCGUUUUUUUCGCAAGAAAAGCGUGAGCCGCAGCAGUAGCAGAGGCAAGCAGAAUGGCCUCGAUGGGGCCGAUCCGAGAGUCUCACGGAGUGAUGGAGAGGUUCAUGGCACGUCAACAGCGGGCCAUAGUCGGGGUGCCGCCGCGAGUCCGUCGAGCAGCAGCAGGAAGCGCUCCGGAAAGAAACUUAAGAUUGAGCCCAAGACAGUUCUGCAAGUUGCGAAGCUGCCGAUGUCCCUUUUUCGAGCGGCCAAGGCGAAAUGA
Messenger RNA from Eimeria acervulina, 3516 nucleotides. Its product is annotated as ankyrin repeat-containing protein, putative. Bases 1 to 3516 code for a protein of 1171 amino acids. Gene Ontology annotation, cellular component: cytoplasm. The record is from RefSeq and is a predicted model, not a curated record. Gene Ontology annotation, molecular function: protein binding. NCBI's taxonomy places the organism in Eukaryota, Apicomplexa, Conoidasida, Eucoccidiorida, Eimeriidae. The transcript has 10 exons.